Molecule: messenger RNA, 812 nt
Organism: Vanessa atalanta (red admiral)
Lineage: Eukaryota; Metazoa; Arthropoda; Insecta; Lepidoptera; Nymphalidae
Product: gamma-interferon-inducible lysosomal thiol reductase-like
Exons: 7
Coding region: 145-768 (207 amino acids)
Molecular function (GO): oxidoreductase activity, acting on a sulfur group of donors, disulfide as acceptor
Source: RefSeq, a predicted model, not a curated record
GUCAGUUGCCUUUCAAAUCGCGUCCGCAGUUCGCGUCGCCUGAACUAAAAAAAAAAAACAAAAGUUUUUACUCUGCGUCCAUUGUUGUACUAAGUUUUUAUCGGGCUUCAGUUCGGUAACUGGUUUUGUUUUGACGUGAACAAAAUGAGGUCGAUACUGUUCCUGUGCCUGUGCGCUCUCCUGUGUGGAGCGCUCGCGAAGAACAAAAAAGACGAGAAGGUUAAAAUUGCCGUGUACUACGAGUCCCUCUGCCCGGACAGCAAGAAGUUCAUUACGACGCAACUGGCACCCGUCUGGCGCGACUUCAGGGGCCUCGUCAAAGUCAAACUCGUGCCUUACGGAAAAAGCACACAUGACAAAGUCAAUGGAAAAUGGCAGUUCAACUGUCACCACGGACCUGACGAGUGCUACGGCAACAAGAUCCAGUCGUGCAUCCUUAAGGACCGCAAUCUCCAAGACACGGAAAAGAUGGAGUUGGUAAUUUGCCUCAUGGGUCAAGCGAACCCUGACAAAUCUUUGGACACGUGCCUGGAGCAAGUGAAACGCCAGGCGGAGUCGGACAAGCUGAAGCGCUGCGCGGCCGGCGAUCAGGGCGACGCGCUGCUGGCGGCCUACGGGGACAAGUCGGACGCCGUGCAGCGCCCGCUCGCCUUCGUGCCCACCAUUGUCAUCAAUGAGAAAUUCGACCAAGCCCUACAAGACGAGUCGUUCGCAAACCUCAAGGACGUCGUCUGCCGCUUGUCCACGACCAAGCCAGCGUCUUGCUAGAUUUAAUAAGAUUAUUACUUCUAAGUACAAUUUUAAUACACUUU